UCAGGGCUUGGACGUCAUUCUGGACUCACGUUCAGUGAACCGGUUACUCCCAGAGUUGCAGCCAGGGCCCAUUUUGAGGGAGCCUUCCAGGUCCAGUCCUCCCGCUGCAGCCUGCUGGUAGCAAGCCGACCUGUCCGGAUGACGUAGAUACUGGGUUUUUACAGCAAUUCUCUGAUGACCUUGAUAUGGUAGAACGCUGUGUAUUUCAAAAGUAAGCUCUCAUUUGAGGAGACUAACAAUUCCUGUUUUUGCCAGGUGAGUACUCAUUUUUUUUUCCCCGACAAGAUAUUAGCAGGGAUAAACAACUUUUAUGUUAGAACAAAUUUAGUCAUAAAAAUACAUUUAAUAUAAGUGCUUUGUUUUUUAAUCUCUCUUCAUCGUUAUUAUAUAGUCAUAUAUUUUGUCACAUUUAUUUUCAGAUAUCAUAUACUUUGUAAGUUUAAUUAGAUACCAAAAAAAUUAAGUGUCCCUGUUACUUUAGAUUAAGAGGUUGGAGGACACAAGGAACACAUAUCCUCUGAAACAUUAUUUUUAGUUGGGAAAAUAACAAACUGAGAAGUUGCGUUACAGGGAAUAACAUAUCUCAUUUCCUCUUCAGAUAGUAAGAUUAUUUUGAAUACAUUAUCUAGGAUUAUUAAAAACAAAUAGGAAAGAAUGUUCUAAGUUUAAAACUAUCAGUUGGAGUUGAAGACUUGGGGAGGUGGGGAGAUUAUUAAUAUAGGAAGUAGGAAAGUACUUCCCUUACGGAAAGAAUAAGAAAAUUUUAAGCACUUAUGUAUGCCACCUAGAUGGUACUGAAGAUUCUUUGGAAUAUAGGGAAAUGAUCAUUUUAAGGUGAAGAGGGUGAAAAGACCUUCCUUUUUUUCCUACCAGGAACUGUUGACUUUCUGCCCUAACCAGAGAAAGUAAAAAUUUCCUUCUCUCUAUGGCACGGUAGCUCAUGCCUAUAAUCUUAGCACUUUGGGAGACCUGAGGUCGGGAGUUCAAAACCAGCCUGGCCAACAUGGUGAAAGCCCAUCUCUACUUAAAAUACAGAAAUUGGGCGGGGCGCGAUGGCUCAAGCCUGUAAUCCCAGCACUUUGGGAGGCCGAGGCGGGUGGAUCACGAGGUCAAGAGAUCGAGACCAUCCUGGUUAACAUGGUGAAACCACGUCUCUACUAAAAAUACAAAAAAUUAGCUGGGCAUGGUGGCGCGUGCCUGUAGUCCUAGCUACUCAGGAGGCUGAGGCAGGAAAAUUGCCUGAACCCAGGAGGCGGAGGUUGCGGUGAGCCGAGAUCGCGCCAUUGCACUCCAGCCUGGGUAACAAGAGCGAAACUCCGUCCCCCCCGCCCAAAAAAAAAAAAAUUAGCCGGGUGCUACUGGGAAGUAAUCCUAGCUACUGGGAAGGCGGAGGCAGAGAAUCCCUUGAAUGUGGGACGCGGAAGUUGCAGUGAGCCGAGAUCACGCCACUGUUUAUAUUGUUUUCAUUGAAUAAAUUCUCAAUUAUGAGUAAUCAAACUCACCUGUUUUCCCCCCUUAUUGUUUAAGCUUUUUAGGUCUUGUUCAAGAAAUCCUUCUUCACCCCAAGGUAACAGAUACUGUCCUUCAUUUUCUUCUAUUGCAUUUACAGUUCUGCCAUUCACAUUUAGGUCUUAAAUGCAUUUGCACUCUACUUCUGUAUUUAAGAUACUGCUUUACUUUUGUCUGCAUAGUGAGCCAAUGUUCACAAUACUAUCAUACUAAACUUAGUCUGUUCUAUCUCCUUUGCCUUAUAGUGCCACCUGUAACAUAUGUGAAGUUCCUGAAAUACCUAAGUCCAAGUUGCAAUUCUGUCAUAUUCUACUGAUAAUUUGUUCCUGUACCUGUACAAGGUUAUUUUUAUUACUUUCAUUUGCAGCAUAUUUUAAAAAAAAUUUUUUUCUGAUAGAGACAAGGUCUCCCUAUGUUGCCCAGGCUGGUCUCAAACUGCUGGACUCAAGAGAUCCUCCCAACUUGGCCUCCCACGGUGCUGAAAUUACAGGUGUAAGCCAUUGUGCCCAGCUGUGUAGCAUAUCUUUUUUUGUUUUUUUCAUUUCAGUAGCACAGAAGCAUAUCUUAAUAUCUAGUAAAGAAAGCCUCUUUGUUCUUUUUGUCCAGAUUGAUUUGUCUCCGUAUGUACCUUUAUUGUUUUAUAUAUAUAUAUAUAUUCCAGAUUUCUUCUUGAGUGGCAACCUUAAUGCCAAAGAAGGCCCAAGAGACUUGUUCACCCUUCAUGUCCUCAACUCUGAGGAAGUAAAGGUGGGACUCACAGGGCGCCAAGUCUCCUUAUUGUAUUUUGUUCCUCCUCAGUCCCUUUAUCCAAAUGAAGUUUAAUAUGCAAAUUGAGGCCAGGCGCGGUGGCUCAAGCCUGUAAUCCCAGCACUUUGGGAGGCCGAGGCUGGUGGAUCACGAGGUCAAGAGAUCGAGACCAUCCUGGUCAACAUGGUGAAACCCCGUCUCUACUAAAAAUACAAAAAAUUAGCUGGGCAUGGUGGCAUGUGCCUGUAGUCCCAGCUACUCGGGAGGCUGAGGCAGGAGAAUUGCCUGAGCCCAGGAGGCGGAGGUUGCGGUGAGCCAAGAUUGUGCCAUUGCACUCCAGCCUGGGUAACAAGAGCGAAACUCCGUCUCAAAAAAAAAAAAAAAAAAAUAUGCAAAUUGAUAAUUAUGUAAGUUAUUAUUUUACAUUUGCUGAUUUUCAAAUGCAAUGUUUAAUAGAGUUUUGUUGUGUAAAAACUUUUUUCAAUUUUGUUUUUCAAAAAAGUUUUAAACCUACAGAAAUGUAAUAAGGUAGAUCAAGCUCUAAUUACUAACUGAACAUUUCUAAAGAAUCAUCUAAAUAAUAGGUAGAACCAUUUUUUUAUGCUUUACAUCCUAGAUUUAUCAGUUGUUAGCAUUUUGCAUAUUUUAACUCUCUUUCUGCAUCUAUCUAGCUACCUGUGUAUCUACCUGUCUAUUGCUAAACAAUUUGAGGGCAUAUUGCAGAUAUGAUUUUUUCACCCCUAUUUCAGUAUGUAUUUCCUAAGAACAAGGACAUUGACUUAUAUAACCCCAAUACAAUUAUCAUAUUCAAGGCAUUUAUCACAUUGAUCCAAUAUUAGUAUCUAAUAAAUCUCCCAUAGCCAAAUGUUCCAGUUAUCAAAGUAGUGAUCUUUGUAGUACAUUCCAUCCCCUUCCCAAUUCAAGAGCAUUGGUUGCAUUUGAAAUCAUCUAUCUUUAGCCUCCUUUAAUCUGAAACAGUUGCUCAGCCUCCCUGUGUCUUUCAUAACAUUGACAUUUUUAGGUAGAAGCUAUUUGUUUCAUAGAAGAUGCCUCUGUUUGGGUUUCUCUGAUUGUUUCCUCAUGUUUAGAUUCAAGUUAUGCACUGGACAGUGGUAGUUCCUUUCUAACAAAAAGAGAAACCAAAGAAUAGAAUAAACUCAAUUUUAUUAAUUUGAAGGCAGUAUUAGAUAUUCCUUUGAUGAGGAAGAAAAAUUCAUCUUCAGGUUCCAAAUCUAAGAAACAAGUAUACCCAUAUUUCAGAAUUUCAUCAGAGAUCUUAAAAAAUUUAGCUACAUUGUAUUUGAUUCCCAGAAAGCCAAAUAUAUACUAUCUACCUAAUUGCUAUAUUAACAUUUGAGUAACUACUAUAUUUAGGCUACUACAGUAGGCCUAGGAAGCUGUUUUAUUACAAACACUGAUAUUCAAUCACAAAUAUGGAUAAACAGGGUUUCAAGAUGAUUCUUUAGAAAUGGUCAGUAAGUAAUUAGAGCUUGAUGAGUAUGAAUUGUAAAUUACCAAAGAUACACAGUAGCUAAAUAUGAAAGACAUAACACAUUCUAAAAUGUGGGUGAGGUUGGGUGCGGUGGCUGACACCUAUAAUCCUAACACUUUGGGAGCCUGAAUCACCUGAGGUCAGGAGUUCGAGACCAGCCUGGCCAACAUGGCGAAACCCUGUCUCUACUAAAAAUACAAAAAUUAGCUGAGCAUGACCGCACGCAUCUGUAAUUCCAGCUGCUUGAGAGGCUGAGGCAGGAGAAUUGCUUGAACCUGGGGUACAGAGGUUGCAGUGAGCUGAGAUUGCGUCACUGCACUCUAGCCUGGGCAACAGAGCUAGACCUUGUCUCAAAAAAAAAGCAAACAUUAGCAGGGCAUGGUGGCAGGCAUCUAUUCCAGCUACUCCAGAAGCUGAGGCAAGAGAAUCACUUGAAUCUGGAGGGCAGAGGUUGCAGUCAGCCGAGAUCGCGGCACGUCACACCCCCCUGGGCGAAAAGAGCAAAACUCUGUCUCAAAAAAAAAAAUAGUGGGUGAGUGCUUUCAUUCAAAGCUGUGGAAUCUGCUCCAGAUCUCAGGUUGCUACUAGAGCAUCCUGGGUAGAUCACUCUUCUCCAGUAAGCCCUGGGCUUUCCCUAACCUGUACUGCGCAAGAAGCCUGUCCCUUCUGCUAUCCUGGUCAACUCUGCCUACCAAAUUCCUGCCAAUCUUUGAAAGCACAACCCUGACCUAGGCUCCCUUCCUUUGGGAAACUUCCCAAGGCCUCCCUCCAUGCUGUAUGAUCAUCUCUCUUAACAGACUGGGCAUUCUUAAUCACAAGUAUCUUUUUCUUCUUUUUCUUUUUUUUUUUUUUUUUUUGAGACAGAGUCUCACUUGUCACCCAGGCUGGAGUGCAAUGGCACGAUCUCGGCUCUCUGCAACCUCUGUCAUCCAGGUUCAAGUGAUUCUCUUGCCUCAGCCUCCUGAGUAGCUGGGAUUACAUGUAUAGGCCACUAUGCCCAGCUAAUUUUUGUAUUUUUACUAGAGACGGGAUUUUCCCAUGUUGGCCAGGCUGGUCUCAAAAACCUGUCCUUCGGUGAUCCACCCGCUUCAGCCUCCCAAAGUGCUGGAUUACAGGCCUGAGCCAUUGCACCCAGCCAAUCACAAGUAUCUUUAUAGGACAGCUUUAUUUUUUGCAGAACACCUACCAGAGUACUUGUCCUUCAGUAGUUAUUUCUUUAGCCCAUUAGUAAUGAAUUAAAAAGUUUUGCUAGGAAGAAUGAAAGGAUUAAGAGAAGUUCUACUAAUUUCUGAAAGGUAAUAAAACAAAAUCUGAUUCCUUUUUAAAGACUUUCAAAGAAAUCUUUAGAACCUGCAAACCCUCCCACAAAGAAAAUGUAAACACGGAAAGAUGGGAGGCAAUUUUACUCUAUAUAAUCUAAUAUCACCGUGGCAUUUCAUUCAAACAAACAUUGCCAUGAAGUUAGGAAAAUUCCUGCUGCAUUCACUUGUCACAUUUUUUUUCAGCAAUCAAGUUGAAGAAACAUUUCCACUACUUAAAAAGGUACCUCCAAAUUACUUUCAUAUUUGUUCAGCUAUCCUAAUGGGAUUUUUACUUAGUAAAUCUGCUACUCAGGUAUCUGCUAUGCGUAUGGAUUCAAAAGACGAUGAUCACCUAAUACGAGGGACUGAAAAAAGCAGGCUGGAACCAAUGACUCAGUUAUUUCAAAACACCAAGAAAAUAAGUUUAGAAGACACAAAUGAAAACGUUACAAGGAUUGAAGGGACUGGCACAGGAUCUCUUUCUGAGAAAGCCUUGGGUUCAGUAGUAUACAUCAAAGGAAGUGAUGGACUAGAAGUGACAGAUGUGGAAUGAAGCAAUUUGUACGUAUUACCAAUUUGUACCAUAUUGCCUUUGAUUAACAGGGGGUAUUGAAAGAGAACUUAACCUUAUUAGGAGACCCUAACAAAAUGAUGGAAGACUAUUGCUUUAUUUUACACUAUGUAUGAAUCAUCUUACACUGCAUUUUUUGAUGAUGCCUAUUUAAAAGGCAGUUGUUUAGGGAGAAAAAGCCUUCCAAAUUCAAAGCAGAUUUCUCUGAUAUUAUAUCUUUCUUAAAAAUGGGAGUUUUUUUUAGUAACAGUAUUUGAAUGGCACCAAAACAUUUUCAUUUGAAUGUAUUUCUUUAACAAGUGGUUUUUAAAAAGUGUCCAAGCAGCCAGGCACGGUGGCUCACACCUGUAAUCCCAGCACUUUUGGAGGCUGAGGCGGGUGGAUCACCUGAGGUCAGGAGUUCACGACCAGCCUGGCCAACAUGGUGAAACCCCACCUCUACUAAAAAUACAAAAAAUUAGCCAGGCAUGGUGGCAGGCACCUAUAAUCCCAGCUACUUAGGAGGCUGAGGCAGGAGAAUCAGUUGAACCCGGGAGACAAAGGUUGCAGUGAGCCAAGAUUGCACCAUUGCACUCCAGCCUGGACAACAAGAGCGAAACUCUGUCUCAAAAAACAAACAAAAAAGUGCCAAGCAAUGUGACCUCUGUUUUUCACACUAUUUCUGAUGUACCAGUUUUGUAUAUUACAUUUCCAUUUUGGGAUUCUGUUUCAGGAUACUUUACUUUCUUCAUUUUGCAUUUCUGUUCUGUAAAAGAUCACUGCAGAUAAACUGCAAAAGACCAAUAAAUUGCUUAUCUUCGGAAUCAUCA
This is a messenger RNA of Callithrix jacchus (white-tufted-ear marmoset), 6429 nucleotides long. NCBI's taxonomy places the organism in Eukaryota, Metazoa, Chordata, Mammalia, Primates, Cebidae. The record is from RefSeq and is a predicted model, not a curated record.